CCGACCAGAAAUAAGGAUGCCGCGCAUGGUACACACACCUUCCCGUGAGCGUUCUUUCAAGCGACAUGGUGGGAUCAAUGAGCAGGAAAUGACGGAGAAUGGUUUCGAACAAAGGAAAAGCCAGGGAGAGGACGACACGGCUGUCCAUGGGCUACACCAGUGGGACGACCACGAAAUCAUAUGUGUGGUUCCUCACACUCAAAAGGAUUCGAGUAUGGAAUGUUGUGGCUGUUGUUGGAAGGAGCAACGUAAGGCUCGAGAAUGCGGGUCCUGUGAAAACCAGGUCAACAUAGAUCAUAGAAGAACGUCAGAGGUGCCAUCUCGUCAAAGCUUUGGAUGUCAAUUGUGGGAGGCGAGUCGGUGCUGCCCAAGGGGAUAAAGUUGCCACUCGCCACGGUGGUAGAGCCGUAUUGGAUGGGCGAUUCAUCCUUGAUACAGCAACUUCCAAUGCCAUCUUUCUCA
Selaginella moellendorffii is the source of this 462-nucleotide messenger RNA. RefSeq lists its product as uncharacterized. The record is from RefSeq and is a predicted model, not a curated record. Bases 17 to 379 code for a protein of 120 amino acids. The transcript has 3 exons. Lineage: Eukaryota; Viridiplantae; Streptophyta; Lycopodiopsida; Selaginellales; Selaginellaceae.